Messenger RNA from Lathyrus sativus (Indian pea), 933 nucleotides. Lineage: Eukaryota; Viridiplantae; Streptophyta; Magnoliopsida; Fabales; Fabaceae. The record is from the annotation of a GenBank genome assembly.
AUGGUUCUUUCUCAAAAGCUUCACGAAGCGUUCAAAGGCACUGUAGAGAGAAUCACAGGUCCAAGAACCGUUUCCGCCUUCAAAGAAAAAGGGGUUCUUAGCGUCUCCGAAUUCAUCAUCGCCGGUGAUAAUCUCGUUGCUAAAUGCCCUACUUGGUCAUGGGAAUCGGGUGAGCCAAGCAAGAGGAAGCCAUAUUUACCAUCUGAGAAACAAUUCUUGAUUACUAGAAAUGUCCCUUGUCUGCGCAGAGCUGCAUCUAUUGAAGAAGAAUAUGAAGCUGCCGGAGGGGAGGUUCUACUUGAUGAUGAAGAUAAUGAUGGAUGGCUAGCAACUCAUGGAAAACCUAAAGAAAUUAAAUCUGAUGAAGAUGAGAAUUUACCGUCCAUGGAAAGUCUAGAAAUCAGCGAAAAGAGUUCUAUUAAGCCAGUUUCUUCCUUCAAGGGAGGUGAGGAUGAUGAAGAUAUUCCUGAUAUGGCAGAGUUUACAGAAUAUGACAACAUUAUUGAGACUGAUCCGUCCACAUAUCUAGUAGCUCAUGAACCUGAUGAUGAUAAUAUUCUGCGUACCCGCACCUAUGACAUAAGCAUCUCGUAUGAUAAGUAUUAUCAAACACCUCGUGUGUGGCUUACUGGAUAUGAUGAGUCAAGAAUACUAUUGCAACCAGAACUUGUUCUUGAAGAUGUCAGCCAAGACCAUGCACGCAAAACGGUAACAAUUGAGGACCACCCUCACUUGCCUGGAAAACAUGCAUCUAUUCAUCCUUGUCGACAUGGAGCAGUGAUGAAGAAAAUCAUUGAUGUGUUGAUGUCACGCGGAGUUGAGCCUGAAGUUGACAAGUAUCUGUUUUUAUUCUUGAAGUUUAUGGCUUCUGUAAUUCCAACAAUUGAGUAUGAUUACACCAUGGACUUUGAUCUCGGUAGCUCUAGCAAUUGA